GCAGUUUCUCUGACAAAACACCCGUAAAAUGGCUGAAGGUGAAAGUGUUAAAUGUUCUCGAUUCUUUAAAGGUUCCAAUCCUAUCAAGAUUGUGCUGGUAAUGCUUUGCGUCGGCCUCGUGGUGCAGCAGAUAUCAGUGUGCAUCAUGAAGCUCAUCGACAUCCCAGUGACCACGUAUACCCACUUUGACUUCAAUAAGACCAUCACGUAUCCUAGCAUCACGCUGUGCAGGGAACCGCCUUACAAACAGGACAAGUUGUUAGAAUACGGCUUAUAUUCUCACCCCAUCUUAACUUCUGCGUGGAGGAACUUUAAUUUCUCCAGCAUCUUCCUGGACGACCUCUGGGAGGAGAUCACAUACAACGACGAGGAUUUCUUUGUCCAAUACGCUUUAGACUCCGUGAGAGACAACGUAGAAGUGACAUCAACUAUGACGUUUAUGCACGGUCGCUGCUAUACGCUCUCCCCGCGAGAUCUGUCAAGGGAAGCGGAGGCCACCAUCGAGAGCGGGUACUCCAUCAUGGUGCAGCAUAACAAAACUGAUCUCGAAAAUCCCAUCACUCUUAAAACUCCUGGAUACUACGUCUUCGUUCACUAUGUCCGAGAACCGUUCACAGAGGUGGACGUAUUUAAUGGCGGGCUGGUGGACCAGUUGUAUGUGAACACCGGAGAGACCCUCACUGCCAAGCUGAAGGUGGACGAGUACGUCAAGAUAAACGAUGAUGAAGAUCCCUGUUCUCGUACAGCUAAUUACAGUGCUAGUGUUUGUACAACUCAAUACGUGUCGGACGAGGUGGUUUCAGCGGUGAACUGCUCCGGACCCUGGAUGAACAGCGACAGACCAUAUUGUAACAACUUCCAAGACAUGAGAAAUCUUAUUUCUACUUAUUACUCAUUGUAUAAAAACCACAAUAGCAGCACCUGUCCUCGUCUCUGUCAUUCAUAUCUCUAUAACGUGUAUGUGACGGACAGACAGAAGUUCUACUACUGGGACACUCGGAGCGAUGUCGCCAAGGAGACGUCUGAAGCUGCACUGCAGACACAACUGUAUUUCUACUUCAACAGUAUGAUGGUGUCUGUGUUUGAGGAGAAAUAUAAUUACGACUGGAAUGUCUUCUUGGCGGACCUCGGAGGUAGUGUGGGUUUCCUUUUGGGUCUGUCUGUGAUUGGAUUGAUAAAUAUCAUCGGCAGGAUCUGGAUCACGAUCGAACCGUUGAUAUGCAAGAAACAUAUUAGAGACGAAGACAAGAAAGUAGACGGCGAGUGAUAGACGUAGGAUAACAACAAAAAACGAUAAUAAUAAUAAUAAUUUUUGAAAAAAUAUUUUUAAUUAUUUAUAAUUUACAUAAAAAUAAUUUUUUAUAUACAUUCGAAUAGAACUUUAUCAAGUUCAUUUGCUUCUGUUUUAUUGUCAUUUUUAUUUAUAUUAAUAAAGACGCGUUUUCAUUGAUAAUGUGCCAGUUUUA
Messenger RNA from Danaus plexippus (monarch butterfly), 1466 nucleotides. RefSeq lists its product as uncharacterized. The record is from RefSeq and is a predicted model, not a curated record. The transcript has 9 exons. Gene Ontology annotation, cellular component: membrane. Lineage: Eukaryota; Metazoa; Arthropoda; Insecta; Lepidoptera; Nymphalidae. Gene Ontology annotation, biological process: sodium ion transmembrane transport. The coding region runs from base 29 to 1267 and encodes 412 amino acids. Gene Ontology annotation, molecular function: ligand-gated sodium channel activity.